UCACUGCAGUUUCAGGGAGCACCCAGGUGCCGACGUCGUCUCCUGUGUGGUGGGGCGGCGCAGCGGACCUGUGGCCUUCAGACUGCAUGCAUAUACACAGCGUACAGGGCAACAUACCACACACACAUACGCAUCCAUCGAUGUCUGCGUGGCGGUAUCUCUGCUCACAGGCGGAAUGCUUGUCGCUGCCGGGCUCGCAUCAUAGAGUACAUGAACACGCGCACGCCAACUGAUCGCGCGAAAGAAAUGGACAGCACACGGCAUCGUGCUUAGUUCGCACUCGCCUGGCACCACUCGUGCGCAUGCAUGUUGCUUCUCACCCGGUCCAUACACACAUCGGCGGAGGGAGGCCUCGAACUCUACAUGAAUGUGGGUGAUGUACUUGGCUUGCGCCAGCUGCAGAGGGGUCAGUGGCUUGUUCUUCUUCGAUUUCCUCUUCAGGUCCGCCACAACAUUCCUCUCAACUUCUGCAAGAGGCACAACACAUUCUCAACAUGGUUCAGUUGAUGCGGCGCGCGUCAUGUCAGAAUGUUAGCUGGUAGUGCUGUGUAUACUUUUCGUCAAGCGCCUCGUGCGUUCCAUCUCGCUCAGCAUUCCUGGGCGGUCCAUCUCGCUCGUCUGGGAGGUUUCUUUUGUGUCCAUCAUAUCCGACGAAGAUGUAUGCAGUGGUGCCGUGCAGCACCAUGCUGUGGUCAGUGCGGGGGCGGCGCUCAUCGGCAGCGGGCGAUCUCGGCAGCGGGCGAUGUCGAACACGUGCACGUCGUUGAAGGCUAGCACGUGCUGUGGAUUAAG
Vitrella brassicaformis is the source of this 792-nucleotide messenger RNA. The record is from the annotation of a GenBank genome assembly. NCBI's taxonomy places the organism in Eukaryota, Vitrellaceae.